AUGAACUUGUGCGAGAAAAUCGGUCUCACGAUACCUACUAAUUCUUAUGGCAAUCUCUAUACCGUGAUUGCCGCUCGAUUCGGUGGAUUCAUGGCCAAUGAAAGCGAGUUGGGGUUCAAAGAAGUGGUGAACAGGAUGAGCGAAAUGGUACGCAAUUCCAAAGCAGGGUAUGCAAAAGUAGUAGAUGGAGAGAAGCUACAUUCAAUGGUGAAGGAUUCUCUAAUGGAUUUCACGGAAUUGGUGUUCACAAGUGAAGAGCAUCUUAUUCCUUUUAGUAGCUGGUGCCGGUUCCAGCUAUUCAAGAACGACUUUGGGUGGGGACGGCUGGCUCUAGUUGGCCUCGCGUCGGUAAAAUUUAGGUUGGUUUUUCUAAUUGACGAUGAAGAUGAUGAAGGAAUCUAUGCGUGGGUGACUCUCAAGGAAGAUGAGAUGAUUCCUUUCAAACAUGAUGUGGAGAUCCAAGCAAUUACUUCUUAG
This is a messenger RNA of Eucalyptus grandis, 477 nucleotides long. RefSeq names its product pelargonidin 3-O-(6-caffeoylglucoside) 5-O-(6-O-malonylglucoside) 4'''-malonyltransferase-like. The record is from RefSeq and is a predicted model, not a curated record. The coding region runs from base 1 to 477 and encodes 158 amino acids. The transcript has a single exon. Lineage: Eukaryota; Viridiplantae; Streptophyta; Magnoliopsida; Myrtales; Myrtaceae.